UCUAAUUGUAACGGAGACGCCAUUUUGCAAGCGUCACUUGGCGGCGUGUCGGGUAUCCGCAUUUUGACCCGAAAUACCUUUGUUUAAAUCAUAAUAUUGUUUUGUUUCGUGUAAUAUGUCUUAUCAAUCAAGUGUAGCUCAAGACUCUUUAGCUGCGGCACAAUUAGAGAUGACCGGUAACCCCAACUCUUUGGCCUUGCGUCGGCCAUUCGACCCGGUGGCGCACGACUUAGAAGCUAGUUUUCGAUUGACACGAUUUGCGGACUUGAAAGGAAGAAGCUGCAAAGUUCCCCAAGAUGUUCUUGGUAAACUUGUGGAAUCGCUACAACAGGACUACUCCCAACAAGAGGAUCAAUUUAUGCAUGUGGCGAUCCCGCGCAUCGGUAUCGGCUUGGACUGUUCCGUAACGCCACUCAGACAUGGAGGACUUUGUUUGGUCCAAACUACCGACUUCUUCUACCCUCUGGUUGACGACCCCUAUAUGAUGGGUAAAAUCGCGUGUGCUAACGUACUAAGCGACCUGUACGCGAUGGGUGUUACAGAAUGUGACAAUAUGCUUAUGCUGCUCGGCGUGUCAACAAAGAUGACUGAGAAGGAGCGUGAUGUUGUGAUUCCUCUAAUUAUGCGUGGAUUCAAAGACUCUGCUCUAGAGGCUGGCACCUCUGUCACCGGUGGACAGACGGUCAUUAACCCGUGGUGUGCAAUUGGCGGGGUAGCCACUACAAUCUGCCAACCCAAUGAAUAUAUUGUUCCUGAUAAUGCUGUUAUGGGUGAUGUACUUGUGUUAACCAAACCCUUGGGUACCCAAGUAGCCGUAAAUGCUCAUCAGUGGCUUGAUCAACCUGAACGCUGGAAUCGUAUCAAGCUGGUUGUGUCUGAAGAAGAUGUCCGUAAGGCGUAUCACCGAGCAAUGGAUUCUAUGAGCAGGCUCAAUCGCAUUGCUGCUCGUUUAAUGCAUAAAUACAAUGCUCAUGGUUCCACAGAUGUUACUGGCUUUGGCCUUUUAGGUCAUGCACAGAACCUGGCUUCUCAUCAGAAGAAUGAGGUUUCAUUUGUUAUUCAUAACUUACCAGUGAUUGCCAAAAUGGCAGCAGUAGCCAAGGCAUGUGGCAAUAUGUUCCAACUGUUGCAAGGGCAUGCUCCAGAGACAUCAGGUGGACUGCUCAUCUGCUUGCCCCGUGAACAAGCUGCAGCAUAUUGCAAAGACAUUGAGAAGCAAGAAGGCUAUCAGGCAUGGAUUAUAGGAAUUGUUGAGAAAGGCAACCGCACUGCCCGCAUCAUUGAUAAGCCCCGAGUCAUUGAAGUGCCCGCUAAAGAUUAAACUAAGUUCAGUUCCAGACAGUUACAAAUUUUAUAUUUUCUAAGUAAUUAAUUCUUGAGAACUGGAUAAAUUUAAAAAUUUUAUUUUGAAUUUAUUAUGUAUAACUUGGAUCUUAAGUAUUUUAGUUUGAGAGUUUGGUUUCCUCUGUUUUCUUGUAAGAUAAGUUACUUAAGGUAUAUUGUUGUAAGAAAGCUUCUAGGAAACUCAAUCUAGUGACUAUUUUGGUGUUUAUAAAUCUAGAUAAGAUAUCAUAAAUGAAAAGAGAAUAAUUCCAUUAGGUACACAUAACCUAUUUGUUUGCAGCUUGUGGAAUGUUUCUGCAACUUGUGAGAUAAGUAUAAUGAUUAGAAUAAAGUUAUUUUUCAGUCAA
Spodoptera litura is the source of this 1691-nucleotide messenger RNA. RefSeq names its product inactive selenide, water dikinase (gene Sps1). Gene Ontology annotation, molecular function: ATP binding; selenide, water dikinase activity. Gene Ontology annotation, biological process: L-selenocysteine biosynthetic process. Gene Ontology annotation, cellular component: cytoplasm. Lineage: Eukaryota; Metazoa; Arthropoda; Insecta; Lepidoptera; Noctuidae. The record is from RefSeq and is a predicted model, not a curated record.